GUACAAUACAAAAAUGGGAGAAAAAACUUUCUUCAUGCUUCCUCUUGCUAUGUCUUUCAUUCUUUUUCUCUCUCAUCACACAUCUUCUCAGCCGCCGGACAUCUUCACAGACAAAUCCGCCCUUCUAUCCUUAAAAUCCCACAUUAUCUCCGACCCACUUGACCUAAUAAUAACCAAUUGGACCAGUGGUUCCGAUGUUUGCACCUGGAACGGCGUCGGUUGCAGCACUCGCCACAAAAGGGUCGUUUCACUUGAUCUGUACAACAUGGAUCUUUCCGGUACGAUUCCACCGCAAUUGGGUAACCUCUCUUUCCUCCUCCACCUCGGUCUCUCAAGAAAUAAUUUCCAUGGCCAAAUCCCCGGCGAGAUUUCUCGCCUCCGUCGCCUUAGAUCCCUUGAACUCGCUCUUAACCAACUUACCGGAACGAUACCUUCUUUUAUCGGCGACUUUCCGGAUCUGGAAACACUAAUUCUCGGUAACAACAGCUUCUCCGGUACCAUCCCGCCGGAGAUUUUUCGCAACGACUCGAAGCUGGAGAUUAUCAAUUUGUCCGGAAAUCAGCUGAUUGGUGAAAUUCCGGCGGAGAUUGGAUAUCUGAGGAGAUUGUGGUAUGUAAUAAUGGGAUUAAAUCAACUUAGUGGGCAUAUUCCUUUAUCAAUCUUUAACAUAUCUUCAUUAGAGAUAGUUAAUUUUUCGAAGAACGAGUUGUCGGGAGGUCUGGUGUCGAAUAUGUGCAGUAGGCUGCCGGAGCUACAAUUUCUUGACUUGUCUUGGAACGAAAUGUCCGGCGAACUUACCGGUGAUGGAUUUGAGGGUUGCUUAAAGCUUCAGACUUUAUCAUUAACUGCUAAUAAAUUCGUGGGAUCUAUACCAGCCAACAUUGGAAACUUAACUGAGCUUCAAUCUUUAUAUCUCUCUGCAAAUAACUUGGAAGGUACAAUACCAUAUGAAUUCAAGAACCUUAUCAACAUGCAGAAUUUAUCAGUGCAACUAGCUGGUUUAUCCGGUGUUUUGCCACAUUUUCUAUUCAACAUGUCUUCAUUAAGAAUGAUUUCACUUGCUGGCAACAGAUUUCACGGCAGCCUCCCAAGAGACAUAUGCACUCAUCUUCCUAAGUUAGAGUUUCUUUCGAUCAAUCGAAACAAUUUGACGGGUACUAUUCCUCGUCGCAUUGCUAAUUGUACUCAACUCAAAUUCAUCGAGCUCGGUGUAAACAACUUCACAGGAGUGAUCCCUCAAGAAAUUGGCAAUCUAAAGAGUUUGUUGAGAAUCAUAAUGGAUUCCAAUAAUCUUGAAGGUCCAAUCCCAGAUUCAUUGUUCAACAUGUCAACACUAAACACAAUCUCAUUUGUGGCAAAUAAUCUUUUGGGAAGUCUACCACAAACUUUAGGUCUUUACCUACCUAAUCUUCAACGUCUUUUUCUUGGUUUAAAUAACCUACAAGGAGCUAUGCCUGAAACCAUCGUGAAUGCUUCAAGCCUUGUUUUGAUCGACGUUGCUGAAAACCAGCUUACAGGUCCCAUACCUAAUUCAUUUGGCAGCUUGACACUUCUUGAGAUCCUAAACUUGCGUGGAAACGACUUGACUUCUUCACCUGAAUUGAGUUUUCUCACCUCUUUGGCAAACUGCAAGCACUUAUCUUUCCUCAUAUUGGAUGGAAAUAAGUUGAAUAGUUUUUUGCCACCUUCAAUUGGUAAUUUAUCUAGUAAUCUUCAGAUGUUUUCUUCCAUUCUAUGUGGUUUAAAGGGUAUCAUUCCAGAAGAGAUUGGGAAUCUAAUUGGUCUUCAGACUUUGUAUUUACAAGAUAACGUGUUUGAAGGAUUCUUGCCCAUGUCGAUGAAGAAGUUGAAAGGUAUUCAAAGAUUGGUUCUUAGUGGGAACUAUCUAAAGGGCUCUAUCCCUAAGUUUCUAUGCAGCAUGUCAGGUUUAGGUCUUUUGGAUUUGAGCAGAAAUCAGUUUUCUGAAUCAAUACCUGCUUGUUUUGGAAGCUCAACUUCUCUUAGGAACCUUUUGUUGUCUUCUAACAAGCUAGAUUCCAACAUUCCUUACCAACUAUGGGAACUCAAUAAUUUGCUCACACUAAACUUGUCAAAUAAUUCCCUGAUUGGUAAUAUUUCUCAAGAGAUUGGGAAAUUGCACACACUUACAACAAUUGACUUGUCUAUGAACCGAUUAUCGGGUGAAAUUCCAACCGAGAUCGUUGGUUUGCAAAGCUUAAUCAGCAUUUCUUUAGCAAGUAAUAGUUUAGGAGGAUCCAUACCGGAGUCAUUUGGUUUACUUUUGGACUUGCAGUCCUUGGAUCUUUCUCAUAACCAUAUUUCAGGUUCAAUUCCAAAUAACUUGGAGGCACUCAGUCAACUAAACUACUUCAAUGUAUCAUUCAAUUAUUUGAAAGGCCAAAUUCCUACUCUUGGACCAUUUCUAAACUUCACAAGCAAGUCUUACAUGUCCAAUGAAGCACUAUGUGGAGCCUCUCGGUUGCUAGUUCCUCCAUGUGCUGCGAAAACUCAUCGUGGGUCAAAGAAGAAAAGACAGUCCAUUCUCAUUGUAAGCAUCCUGGUGCCAACCAUUUCAAUCCUCAUUAUUCUCUUAAUCACAUAUUGUUUGAUAAAACAUAGAAAAGGAAAUCAAAAUUCAAAUCAACCCGAGGUAUUACCAACGCGAGAGCACGAGAAAAUAUCAUACAUUGACCUUGUGCGAGCAACAAAUGGUUUUAAUGAAAGCAAUAUGAUUGGAAAGGGUGGAUUUGGAUCGGUUUAUAAAGGGGAACUCCAAGAUGGGACGAUAAUUGCCAUAAAGGUUUUUAACUUGCAAGUAGAAGGAGGUUUCAAGAGUUUUGAUACAGAAUGCGAAAUACUUAGAAAUGUUCGGCAUCGCAACCUCACCAAAGUUAUCACCACUUGUUCAAACCUUGACUUCAAAGCUUUGGUGCUCGAAUACAUGCCCAACAACAACCUUGACACUUGGUUAUAUUCCGAUAAUCACUUUAGCUUAUUACAAAGACUUGAUGUAUUGAUAGAUGUGGCAACCGCAUUGGAAUAUCUACAUUAUGGUUAUUCUAUACCCGUGGCUCAUUGUGAUCUAAAACCUACCAAUGUCCUCUUGGACAACAAUAUGGUCGCUCAUGUAUGUGAUUUUGGCAUCGCCAAACUUUUCCAUGUAGGAGAAAGUGUCGUUCAAACCAGGACCCUCGCAACUUUCGGUUACAUGGCACCAGAGUAUGGAUUGGAUGGGCUAGUAUCGGUAAGAUGUGAUGUCUAUAGCUUUGGAAUCUUGAUGUUGGAAACCAUAACUAGGCGUAAACCGACCGAUGACAUGUUCGACGGGGAGAGGAGCUUAAGGAAAUGGGUAGAAGAAUCAUUGUUUUAUCCUAACCGAAUAGAUCGAAUUGUGGAUGUUGAUUUGAUGAACUCAAAUGGAGAUGCCGAUCAUCUGAAUGACACAAUAGAAUGCCUGUCAUCCAUAGCUACGUUGGCAUUGGCUUGUUCCGCUGAAUCACCAGAUGAGAGGAUCAACAUGAAGGAUGCCUUAUCUACUCUCGGAAAGAUUAAAACAUUGUUCCUGAAAAAGCUAUCAACUCCAAGAAAUUAAUAAUUGCAUGUCAUAUAAUGUAACUUGUUUUUGUUAUAAUAAAUUAUUAGGAAGAAACUAUUCCUAAUAUAUUUGCCAAUCCCAAAUCUAUUGAUUUUCUUUUCUUAACA
This is a messenger RNA of Impatiens glandulifera, 3702 nucleotides long. Its product is annotated as probable LRR receptor-like serine/threonine-protein kinase At3g47570. The record is from RefSeq and is a predicted model, not a curated record. Gene Ontology annotation, molecular function: ATP binding; protein binding; protein kinase activity. NCBI's taxonomy places the organism in Eukaryota, Viridiplantae, Streptophyta, Magnoliopsida, Ericales, Balsaminaceae. The transcript is spliced from 4 exons. Bases 14 to 3592 code for a protein of 1192 amino acids. Gene Ontology annotation, biological process: protein phosphorylation.